AUCAAGCUUUAAGUGAAUUUCGAUGAUUAUUUACUUUUCAUCCCUAGUGGUUAAUAAGUCAAUUGUGACCCUGGAGUAUGCAAGAACAUGUUAAAGCUGUUAGUUAUCAAGAAAAAUCGCAAAAUUUGCGACGGUUCAACGUCUUUCAGCGUUGUUUUCAACCAAUUUUUGUGGUGAAAUGACACUAAAUUUUGUACACAUUUUGUUGGCAGCUGUUUAUCUUGCAUUACUAUUGCAAGUUCAAGGAGUGGGUACUAUGGAAUGUGGAAUGGUGGACUAUGUUCGUCCUGUUAUAUUAGGUGGAAGUGACACGAAGAAAGGCGAAUGGCCGUUCAUAGCAGCCAUUCACAACGGAUCUAAAUACAUUUGUGGUGGAACAAUAAUCGCCGUCAAGCACAUACUCACAGCCGCUCAUUGCAUUCAAAAAAAGAAUUCCGAAAUCGAACUAUUACCGCACGAAGUGGUAGUUCGGCUUGGAGCAUACAACCUCACUGACACAAACGAGACGGGAGUAAUUCACAGAAAUGUUGCUGAUAUUUUCAUACAUCCUGAUUGGGAUGCGUUUGAGAGAAGAUUUGACGCGGACAUUGCAAUUCUGGUGCUUACCAAAAAUAUCACAUUCAACUACAAUAUUCAACCUGUUUGUAUGCCGUCAGCCAAUGGUGUUACCGGUAAUAUGGUAGGUACCGUCGUUGGAUAUCGCUUCCUGAAAAGUAAGAAAAUUCACGCUGAAAUUCCUCGGAGAAUUGUUGUACGAGCAGUAAGUAGUUCGCACUGUUUUCGAGAAGAUGAUGCUGUCAGACCCUAUACAUCAGAGCGUACAUUCUGUGGAGGAAAUGGCGAUGGAAGCCCUGAUCAAGGUGACUCUGGCAGUGGAUACUUUUUUACACCUGGAUUUUCCUGGGCUCAAUACGGACUAGUGGCAGUUCUUCGUACAAACUCAACUGGCCAUGUCUUUUUGAAUGGAUUUCACGUUUACACAAAUCUGACAAUGUUUAAAGAUUGGAUAAUUGCAACUGUGAAUCAGACGGGGGGAGUUGUGGGUGAAGCCAGAAUGAGUAUUACAAUGAACUGUGAAUAUGGCUACAGUAAAUUUAAGGGCACAACUGAAACAAUUUACACUUGUAGGCUGUAUGACAUUGAAAUUGAGGGAAAUGAUUUCGAAACAGAUUCGUUCACCGGUUUACACUUUCACGAUCGAUACGAGAUGGACGUUGAGGAGAUUCAUUUUGUAAAUGGAACAAUGUCCCAUCUUCCAAGUGGAUUCGGACUAUUUUUCGUAAAUAUCAAGAGCCUAAUUGUAGGAGAAUCUGUGUCUGUUUCAGCGUCACUGGGUACCAAAGUAGUCAGACGAUCAGAUUUACGGAAUUUGCGAAACUUGCAGGACUUGAGUUUCCUUCGGAAUGAUAUUGAGACUCUGCACGAAGACGCUUUGUGGGAUCUUCCACAUUUGAUGUCCAUUGAAUUCAGUGGAAACAAACUGAAAGCGCUUUUUAACGAAACGUUUUCCAAAAACGUAAUGCUCGCUACAGUCGACUUUCAUUCAAACCAGCUAACUUUUCUGCCCGCUAAUUUAUUCCGAAACAAUCCAAUAUUAUUCAUAGUCAAUUUCGAAGGAAAUUUACUCAGAACGAUCGAUGAGAAAAUCUUUGAACUAAAUGCGAGACUGCAAAUGGUUUAUUUCGACACAAACCGUAUUGAAACAUUGCCCAAAUAUUUGUUCAAACACAAUUUAUUCUUGCACACAGUUUAUUUCCAAAACAAUUCGUUGUCGUCACUGGACGAACAUUUAUUUGAAACGAAUGCAAACUUGCAGAGAGUAAAUUUCAUGUAUAAUCGAAUCGAGUCGAUACCUCGGGCAAUGUUUCAAAGAAAAAGGAGGCUACACAUUGCUGAUUUUCGAAACAAUGGUCCGAAUGACUUUUUGAAGUUACACCGAAAAUAGGUAUUUUGUUACGAACAGUUUAUUUUGCAUGAAGUCAAUGCACUUCAAGCGAAAGUGAUCAUAGCCGACACCUCUAUAUAUUACGCUAUUAUACUAAGACUAAGUUCUAGUACUCUAUUUUCGUAUGCCACUCAAUUAGUGAUCCACUCAUGCUUGAAGUGGUUUCAUGAAGUGUUAAGCCUUAGUAGUAGUUAGAGAUUUUUGACAUGU
Messenger RNA from Bradysia coprophila, 2155 nucleotides. RefSeq lists its product as uncharacterized. Lineage: Eukaryota; Metazoa; Arthropoda; Insecta; Diptera; Sciaridae. Gene Ontology annotation, molecular function: serine-type endopeptidase activity. The record is from RefSeq and is a predicted model, not a curated record. Gene Ontology annotation, biological process: proteolysis.